AUGAAUCAAGUUGAUGAUUAUGAUUACUUCUGUCAUAGUUGUGAAGAUGUAAAAAGAACUAGUGAUGUUGAAAUUAUUUACAAUGGUGAGAUCAAAUGUAAGGGUUGUAACAACGUAGGGUUUGUUGAAAAAAUUGAUGAAGAUGACCCUUUGAGUUUUCAUUCAUUACAUACUAGUAGGGAUGUAGGAGAAAGUCGAAGUGGGCCGAAUAGCAGAAAUGAUAAUAAUAGUAAUAAUAAUAGUAAUAAUGAUAGUAACAAUAAUAGUAAUAAUACAAAUAGUAGACAUUAUAGUUAUAGAAAUAUGAACAAUUUUGGUUAUCGUACCAAUAUACCAACAAGAAGUCGAAGAAAUAACCAUAGCAAUAAUAAUAAUAAUAAUAAUGAUGAUGAUGGUAGUAAUAACAAUCGUCACAAUAGUAGUAAUAGUAAUAAUAAUAAUAAUAAUAAUAAUACUAGAAGUAGUCAUGUACGAGGAGAACAUGAUAAUUUUUUUAACGAUUUUAUGUUAUUUAGAAAUAUGUACCAACAAAUAUUUAAUCCUUCCUUUCGAGCUGCAGAUGCAGAAGUACAUUUUACAGCAGCGGUAGGUUCCUCAAACAAUUCUAAUGAUAUUAAUAGACAUAAUAAUAAUAGAAAUAAUAGCACCAGCAAUACCAAUAAUAAUAAUAAUAAUAAUAAUAAUAAUAAUAACAACAACAACAAUAAUAACAAUAAUAAUAAUAAUAUGGGUAAUAGAAAUUCUAGUCGUAAUAAUGAAAAUACGAACGAAACUAAUGAAAAUGAGACUAGCCAAAAUGAUAAUAGAAAUAGAAAUAUAUUUGGAAGGACCUAUAGUUAUAAUAGGAAUACAAGAAAUCCACGAAUAAUAACUAGAGCUAUCGAUAUAACUAAUAUACCAUUUAAUUCUCCAGGACGUUUUAAUUUCCAUGAUUUAAUAGAUAACAUGUUUGCGAAUACUUUUGAUAAUAUAUCUUUAGAUCAAGUGUUAACAAUAAUUAUGGAGAGUGACCCAUCUCGAAAUGGUCCUCCGCCAGCUUCAGAAGAAGUUAUUAAGAAUUUGAAAGUAGAAACAUUAACAGAGGAGAGAGCAAAGGAAUUAGAAUCAUGUGCAAUAUGUAGAGAGGAAUAUAAAGAAAAUGAUGAAGUGCAUAGAAUUACAGACAAUGAGCGAUGUAGACAUGUCUUUCAUUGUUCUUGUAUUAUACCUUGGUUAAAGGAAAGAAACUCAUGUCCUACCUGUAGAUUUGAGUUACCUACGGAUGAUCAGGAGUAUAAUUGUAAGAGGGAGGAAUUGAGGGAAAGAUUGAAUUCUGAAAUGUCUCGAAAUAAUACCUACAAUAGUACUGAUAAUAAUAAUGAUAAUAAUAAUGAUAAUAAUAAUAAUAAUGAUAAUAAUAAUGAUAAUAAUAAUGAUAAUAAUAAUAACAAUAAUAAUGAUAAAAGUAAUAACAAUAAUAAUGAUAAUAAUAAUAAUACUGAUAAUAAUAAUAAUAAUAAUAAUAGCAAUAAUAAUAACGGCAAUAAUAAUAACAGCAAUAAUAAUAAUAGUCGUAGACAUAAUGCCGAUGAAGCGAAUUAUAAUACCUUAGGAGAUGACUACGAUAUUAAUAUAUUAGACUCUUUUACAAAUGAACAAACGACUUCAAUAUUACAACAAGUUUUUAAUAGUUUUUUAUCAGGAAGCAACGAUACUUAUAGAAUAGAUAGAAUUUAUUUAUCCCCAGAUAAUUAUUUUAGUUACAGUACUAAUAGAAAUAGAAACAAUAUAAAUGAUGAGAAUGUGGAAGUAAUUCAAGUUGAAGAAACCCGUUCGGAUUAUAAUGAAUCACAUGACGAAACGAAUGAAAAUAAUGAAAAGGAAGAAAUAAAUAGGGAGGAAGGAAAUGAAGAAGAGAAAAGAAGUAAGAGGAAGAAAACAAAUGAUUAUGAUGAUAAUAAGGAUGUUUAUAAUAGUGCAAGUGGUAGUAAUAGUAAUAAUAGUAAUAAUAGUAAUAAUAAUAAUAAUAAUAAUAAAGGGAAUGAAAAAAAUGAGCGUAAUGAAGAUAUGUAUAAUGUAUCUAGUGGUAGCAAUAAUAAUAGAAAUUCAUCUUCUAGAUCAAAUUAUUAUAACAAUAGAUAUCGUUAUAAUAAUUAUCGACGUAGCAAUAGACGUAAUAUGGAUCAAGAUUAUUUUAAUAUACAAGAUGAUGAAGUAGAGGAAGAAAAUUAUUAUUAUUGUACCCCUCCAAACGAAACAAUUAAAAAUAAUACAAGAGGACAAAGAAAUAAUGACACAGACAAUGUAAGAAAUAACAACAAUAAUAAUGAUAAACAUAAUGAUAAUAAACAUAAUGAUAACAAAAAUAAUGAUAAUGAUAAUAACACAAGACGUAGAAAUAAUUAUUAUGAUAAUAAUUCAUAUAAUAAUCCAUCUUAUUUACAUGAAAAUGUUUUCGAUACAUCUAAUGUGUACGUAAUAAGUGAAAGAACCCAUUCGAAUGAUAGAAGCAACGAUAGUAACACGAGAACUAUAUCACAGCUAUAUUUAACUGAUUUAAGUGAUGUUUUUGCUAAUUUUAAUUAUAGUUGUAAUUUUAAUGAUGACCAAUAUAUUAUAAAUAAUGAAGAUGAUCAUACGAAAGAUCAUGAUGGAAAAGAUGAACAAGAAGGAGAAAAAGAAAAAACAAAGAAUGUAAAUUCUGAUCAUGUGGAAUCCAAUAUAAAUGAUACAGGAGUAUCUUUAGGUGGCCCAAAAGAAAAAAAAAACAAUGAUAAGAAUGAACAUCAUGUAAAAGAGAAAAGGGCAUCCUUCGAAAUAAAUUCUGGUAAGACCAGUACAACUAAAAAGAAUGAAAAGAGAUUAUAUGAAAAGGUUAAUAAUACUACAUAUAGUAAUGCGAGUAAUAGUAACAAUAGUACAAGGAGAAGUAGAGAUAGUGAUAAUGAGAAAGAGGGAAGUAGAAAAAAAUCAAAGAAUUAUAAAAAUGAAGAGGAAUACAGACAAAGCAUUAAAAAUAAUAAUAAUAAUAAUAAUAAUGAAGAUAGAAGAAAUAAUAACACAAGCUGUAGUUAUAAAUAUAAUAACAAUACAGACAAUGCUCAUAAUCACAAUCCUUCCGAUGUGGUUAAUAAUAAUGAAUCAAACGAAGAACAGAGGAAUACUACCAAAAGACAAAGUACUGUGAAAAAAUACCUUUUCGAUAAGUUCAAUUGGUUAAAAAGUUAUGAUAAUAAAGAUAAAAAAAAAAAUGAAAAAAAUCAAGAUUCAAAUAAUAAAAGUGAUGAAAAUGAUACGGAACAUAAUCAAAAUGAUGAUAAUGCUACAGGUAUGUCGAAAGAAAAUAAUGACGAUCAUACAUCACUUUUGUAA
Molecule: messenger RNA, 3351 nt
Organism: Plasmodium reichenowi
Lineage: Eukaryota; Apicomplexa; Aconoidasida; Haemosporida; Plasmodiidae
Product: E3 ubiquitin-protein ligase, putative
Exons: 1
Coding region: 1-3351 (1116 amino acids)
Biological process (GO): protein ubiquitination
Molecular function (GO): ubiquitin protein ligase activity
Source: RefSeq, a predicted model, not a curated record